This is a messenger RNA of Arabidopsis lyrata subsp. lyrata, 1165 nucleotides long. Its product is annotated as riboflavin synthase. Gene Ontology annotation, molecular function: riboflavin synthase activity. The record is from RefSeq and is a predicted model, not a curated record. NCBI's taxonomy places the organism in Eukaryota, Viridiplantae, Streptophyta, Magnoliopsida, Brassicales, Brassicaceae. The coding region runs from base 104 to 913 and encodes 269 amino acids. The transcript has 2 exons. Gene Ontology annotation, biological process: riboflavin biosynthetic process.
CUUCUUAUUUAUUUCAAUUUUGCCCCGUUUAUCUGUUCACAACCUAAAUCUCUAAAGUUUGGAUCUUGAGAAAUUGCGAGGCUAAAAGUUUGGUUCUUGAGAAAUGAUGGCCGCUCGUACUCACUGUAUCAACCUCAUCCCCAAAGUUUGUCUUCCUCAAUCGAGAACUGGUGAAUCAGUGACUAAUCUCAGAUUUGAUUGCGUCUCUAACUCAUCGAAGCUUUCUCUCAAGACAUCAUGUGGAAGACAUCACCGGAGGCAAAAUCUCAGCAUCCGAUCCGUGUUUACUGGAAUCGUGGAGGAAAUGGGCGAAGUCAAGAACUUGGGAAUGGCCGAUCACGGAGGAUUCGACCUCAAAAUCGGAGCGAGAGUGGUUUUGGAGGACGUGAAGCUCGGUGACAGCAUUGCGGUGAACGGGACUUGUUUAACGGUGACGGAGUUCAACGAAGAGGAGUUCACAGUGGGGUUAGCACCAGAGACGCUGCGAAAAACAUCGUUGGAGGAGCUAAAGAAAGGAUCUCCGGUGAAUCUGGAGCGUGCGUUGCAGCCAGUGAGCCGGAUGGGUGGACACGUGGUUCAGGGACACGUGGAUGGGACGGGAGUGAUUGAAUCAAUGGAGGUAGAGGGUGAUUCUUUGUGGGUGAAGGUGAAAGCUGACAAGGGUUUGUUGAAAUACAUUGUGCCUAAAGGAUUUGUGGCUGUUGAUGGGACUAGCUUGACGGUUGUUGAUGUCUUUGAUGAAGAGAGUUGUUUCAAUUUCAUGAUGGUUGCUUAUACGCAGCAGAAAGUGGUGAUUCCUACUAAGAGUAUUGGGCAGAAAGUGAAUCUUGAGGUUGAUAUCAUGGGGAAAUAUGUUGAGAGGCUUCUCACCAGUGGUGGCUUCUCCUUGAACAGGGCAGAGGAAAAGAAAUGAUUAGAUGGGACUUGGGAUUGGGAGCUUUUGGUGAGCGGAGCUUGACCUUUUGGCCUCGGGUUCUAUGUAAGAUGUAUUCUAACCUCUGUUUCUUCGUAGUGGUGCUAGUGAACAGUCCACGCAUUUAGGCGCGGUGAGAAAAGUAGAUGAACCUUAUCGAGUAAUGAUGAUCAAAUCAUUCGUGUAAUAAACCCAAGAAUCAAAUUGUGUAAUAUGGCAUUGCCCUUUUUAAACAUAGAUUCUGUUUUGCUU